AUGCAUUACCUAAGCUGGAGAGCUGAAGAGCUGAAGACGUGUGUACGUCUGCCCUCAGCCACAAUCAUCCCGGUAACACUUCCUGAAAGUGGGAGGGGCGGGCUGGAGCGGUGCGGUACGGCGGCCGGCCGAGUUCUAGGCUUCCCGGCCGUCGGAGCCAUAGCCUUGGUAGAACUUGCGGCUGAGAUGGCUAUCCACAAACCACUUUACACAUUCCUGCACUGUCUUUUGGCUGCGUCUAAUUGUUCCCAGGUUCCGCGUUCUUCAGUCUUUACACGUUUCAGCAUUAACAACUCUGAAUCUAAAUCAAAGACUUGGUCAAAGACUUGGAACCGCGCACUCUAUACGAAGCUACCGGUUCGGCUACGGCGCCGGACGCGACGUGAGGCUUGGGUUGCGCUUACACCCACCCCAGGGCUUUUUCUUGUCUACCGUUCGGUGCUGCUUAAUCGUGGGGUCAUUCUUUCUAUUGCCCUUUUCGGACAGAAAGACCCUUCCUGUGAUGAUGUCUUGCAGAUCCCGUUGCGAACGAAAGAGAUUGAUGGCGUUGGACAAAAAAAAAACCCGGGACCGAAGAAACCUGACCAUGCCGAAUGGGUUGCAAACAGACGGAACACCGACCACGGCCCGGACGACGACUCGACGGAUACUGUUCUGACUUUGCCUGUGCCGUUGCCGUUGCCGGGAGGCUGGUCACGCAAGCCCCCCGGAGAUGACGCACCCCUCUUCUCCGCUAAUCUGGCAAAUCUUGAAGCUCGCAACUUUACAUGCACGUUUCUACCAAGGACGAUCCCAGCUGUGAAGAAUAGGCUCCGGCCCAAGGGAGAUUCGUUUCCCAUCUUUCGUUUAAUCAAUCGCAGAGCAGCUCCGGCCACCACGGUCUCUACCUUUGUCCUGGCAUUCCCUUGCGACACCGAACAAAGUCAUGCGGAGUUUAAGCUUUCGAAAUGUAUCUCAAACAGUUUGGCGAUCUUUCUUUGGAAGAUUUGCAAUCUGCAGAUACGACGCCGCGCUUGUCCCUCGUCGGAUUACAUAAACAGAAGCGUCGCCAAGCAGAACCACACGAGUCUUGGUCGAAAGCUCUUGGCCUUCCCUCGCUUCGGGCCAACCCCACAUCCUAUCUAUGCAAUCAAUCUGAAGCAGCAAGAAUCAAAAUCACCAACACGGUCCCCCGUUCGAGCUAAUCAGAUUAUAUCAGCUCUUGGUGCUGGGGGCUUCCCGGGAGGACAAGCACCACAAGAAUACUGCACCCUUCAAUCACGCGAUUCCCAAAGAGGAAUACUGCAGAAAUUUGAACCACCGCGAAAGCUACCUACAGGCUACGAGGCUACUCGUCCGAAAAAGCCCACGGGCCGUUUCGCCGCAAUUUCUCGUUGUGGUAAUGGAAGCCUCGGGAUGAAGGCACUAUCUUCGCCGUCUGGAGAUUGCGAACGCGUCUUGGCGUCGUGCGAGGUAGAUUCCGAUCCGCGGGCGGAGCUGGGGGUGUUCGUUUCCCUCUCUCCGUCCAAGCUCCAAGUUCUCGACACCACCUGGUGUGGCUCUGCGUGUGGUGUGGCUCCGUUGAUCCCGUCCCCCGUGCCAUUGCCACCAUUCUUCACCGCCGCCUCCCCGCGAUUCUUUAACAUUGCGAUGUUCAUGAGCGAGAGAACCCUCACCCCUCCAAAAGACCCUGACUUGUCAUAUCAUCGUCGUCGGGAUGUCGCGGCUGUUGAUCUCUCUGUGUACUGCGACCCUCUCUUCAUCAUGGGGAAUUUUCACGGUGAUCUGUCUACUUCGUUGUCGCGUUUUGCUCCUCUGGUCGUACAGAUCCUUAGUCAGAGUUCAGAGUCCAAGAGGGCCCAGGGAACCCAAAACCCGAGUCAAGGACAAAACACGGACCAGUCACUGGGCAACCCAGAGUCAGUGAGCCUUGCCUGCGGGUGUUGUGCAUCUCUAGCGGCCAUUGGUGAGACUUUCGACAUCUCUGGGGGAAGAGAGAGGAGACUCGAGUAUCGGUUCUCGGUGAGGCUUCAGCCAACGGGCUUACACCGAUUGCUAGGAGCCUCUGUCCGAGUCUUUCUCGAGAGCUUGAAUGUAAACGUCAACGGAUCACAUUUCCGACGCGUCUACACUACCAUUUGCGUUUCUUCCCGCUCCAUGCUCAGUACAGUCUAUCUACGAUUUCCUCCGUCUUCCGUAGUAAGGAAGCUCUGGGAGUGGCUGAAGCCUGGAAAGGUCAAGGUCAAGAGGGCAAUGGGUGGCAGUGGACUGGGGUUCUGGCGUCGCAGGUUGAGCAGUCCACAUGGGGAGAGGCAGCUCAACACUGGAGGAGUUAUACUCUGCAUUGCAUUGUGGGGUCCAAGACAUGUUCAAAGUCAGGUCAGCCGCGUAGGACGGGACCCCUGGAUCUAUGCAUGUAUUCUCUUCCGUUCGUCUCUUGGUCUUCCCGCGCCCCCAUCUCCGAUUCUGCUGGUGGUUUGUGGCCCCCGCGACACGAACAUUGGCCGGGUUGACCGUGGGCGGGAUGGCAUGGUGCAGACGUUGGAUGACAAGCACUUGGCACUACAGACGCGGGAGAAGCAGCGUCGCAACCGUACUUGGCCGAGCCUGUACCUGCAGAACGCGCCAUGCACGCUGCACCCGCCCUCCACUCAUUUAGAACUCCCAGUCGUUUCCCCCCUCCCCAUCUUCGGAAUACCCCAGUCGACAUCUGUUUCAUCUUCAUCUUUUCGUCGUUCGACUCUAUCUAUCACGAUGGCUCAAAAGAGUAACUCGACUUUGGUGGACCUGUUCAACGGUGAUGGAGAAGCCGAGCAGCGAGUGAUGCCCACACAGUCUGCUGUCUUGCUCAAUGUUUCGUUUGAUUUGAUCUUGGGGUUGUUUGUGCAGUUCUUCGUGGAGAAAGCUGUCAAAUGUAACCGUGCUGGAUGGAGACGUUGGAGACAAAGAGGGCAAGCUCUCUUUCACAAUCGAAAGAUGCGGGAUAGCAUCGGCCAAUGGCCCCUUCGGCUUUUCCCUCUCGCUACCCUCGCAUCACAUCUCAUUGCCGUCCCGUCGUACGGAGUCGUCGUCGUCGUCGUCGUCGUUAUCAUCUCAGCCUUGCAUUGCAUCGCAUCCAUGAUCCGCACAUCCACCGACGCUAUCAGGUCUCGCGUAGUAGAACGGAACGCCUCUCUCUCCAAGCCCUUGAGCCUCCAAGUCUUGGCCCCCUUUGCUCCCCCCCUUCCAGCACGUCGGCCUCUGUAUCCCCAUCCGGACCUGCAUCUCCUUCAGCUCCCCUGCAAACGGUCAGAAAAGUCGCCCACGCCUCCACAGCCCAAAGAAGAAGGGAAACUUAAUGCGUGCCCAUUAAGAUCGUCUUCAGGUUCUCUCGCCCCCCCGCGGCGGCGUAGAGUCGCACCGGCCAACGGGAUAGGCCACGUCCGCACCGUCCUCCGCACCCGUACCGGCCAACCGCCGAACCAAGCAGGAUUAACGAUUGCGGCAUUAUGUGCCAACGGUCACGCAUCAGCGCACCCGCGCCACAGAGACCGGCUACCUCUUAGCUCCAUUGCGACCGCCAGCCAACAGGCUCCUCAUGAAGCCAUGAGAGAUGGGGUACAUGCCCUCAAGUGCGUGUACUCUUCACGCCCGUCACCAUUUGCGACGCUGGCGCACUCUGGAAAGCGUGGUCACGAAGAGCGAGAGAUACCCAAAGCUUCCCAGCUCGGCGCCAUCACGCCCCCAGGUUUGGUCCAGCCAAACAACUUGGAGCUUUCUCUACCGUCCGUACACUUUUUUUCCCUUUUCUGCUGCUCGCCCGUUGCUCCUAUCCGGCGGCUCGGAAAGCUCUAA
This is a messenger RNA of Colletotrichum lupini, 3813 nucleotides long. RefSeq lists its product as uncharacterized. The record is from RefSeq and is a predicted model, not a curated record. The transcript has 30 exons. Bases 1 to 3813 code for a protein of 1270 amino acids. NCBI's taxonomy places the organism in Eukaryota, Fungi, Ascomycota, Sordariomycetes, Glomerellales, Glomerellaceae.